AUGAGCUCAAGUAUAAACAAUAGCAACUAGUAAUAGACUAGCAAUAACUCCCUUUAAGCCAAGAGUGUUUUCAAAGUCUUAUCUAAAGAAGAAGAAGAGUAAAGAAAAAACAACUCAAUACAGAGAGCAAAAAAUCAGUUGAAACACAAAAAGAAGUUCAAAAGAAGGGAUCUGAAAUCUGACCAAAACUCAGAAUUAAACGUUGGUCGAGGAGGGAGGAACUAAAUGCAUAAUCCCGAGCAUAAUGAGGAUAAUGAGUACAAUGGAAAAGAGUUAAACAUGAACUCUGACGAUGACGAUCAAGACCAGGAAAGAAUGCUGGAGUAAAUGGAGAUUGCUAAAAUAUCCUAAAAUUACCAUGGAUCUAGGAAAAAUAGGGAAAAGCACAAAAAGAAGUUUGAAAACGAUGAUGAUGCCGAUUCUGAUUGCGAGAUGAGAGAGUUAAUGAAAGAUGAAAACUGCAAUCCAAUGGCUGUAGAGGAGUUUCAAAUGAAUGGAGUUAGAGGUAUAGCAUAUGCAGCUUAUCAAAAUGAAGAAAUCACUGAUUUCUAUAAGUGGAAUGAUAUGGAGGGGCUGAAUAAAAAGCACCCAGAGGACCUAGAGCUUCUCGAGGAAAUAUCUAAGAGUAGAGCAGAGCCCGUAAUGAUUAAUGAAUAUGAUUAUGAGUGUAUUAAGUCAGACGAGGAAGAGGAUGACGAAUUAGCCUUUAUGGGGAGAUUUAAAGCUGAAAAUUUGCUAUACAAUGUCAAGAAAGAGAUAAAAAUAGAUUACUAAGAGAGUGAGGACUUAGCUCACUUCUAAACGAAGUCAAAUUACGAUCAGAUAUAAAAGCUUAAAAAUGAAAAAUCUAUGAAUUAGACUCUGAAGCCAAGUUUACCUGUGCUUAAUCUAGGCUUUAAUGAGCAUUCAACUGCAACUUAAAAAUCAAAUUAAGGUAACCAGCAGGUCAUAAAUCUUAACGCAAGUGUAAUUUCAAACAACUCAAGCUCAGUUUCAACUGAUUGCUCCAGCUCAAGAAGCAGCUUAAAAAAAGAAUUACCUCCAAAGUAAACUCCAAAUCUUUAAAAACAGCCUAACUUGCUAACCAAUGAAAUAAGUUUAAAUAGCUCAAGCAAUCUUACAGAAAUAAGCAAGCAGGCGGGAUGUGCCAUAUAGAAAAUAAGUCUACCUUCAGAUUUAAUGAUUAAUAAGCUUACUGCUUAGGGAUAGACUCUUCCUGUUGAAAAUUACGAGGAAUGGAAAAAUGAUGUGAGGAAAAACUAUGCUUCAAAUUUCAUGUCAUCUGGUGCGACCAUCAGAAUAAACGAGGAUCAUGUGGAAAAACAAAGAGAAAAAGGAGUCUUCAACAAUCAACUUGAAGCAGACGAGCCCAUCGAUGACAAUGAACAAAAGUCUCUGUUUUUCUAGAAAUCUAUGGCUGAGUUUUAGGAUGAAAUGGGGAGUCAUAGUAGUGCCACAAAAGAGUUCACCUCGCUCAAGCACUUCAAAUUAAAACAAUAGAGGCAUUAGCCAAUAAAGAGAGAUGCAGUAGAAGCUUGCUUUGAAAGAGAUCUAGAAGUAUUUAGAAUUACAAAGAAUUUCAGAAGAUGCUUGAGAUGGAUGAUAUAAAAGGGCAUGCUGCCAGAAUCUCGUAGAUGCCCUUGCUGUGAUCAUUAGAUGAGAAUAAUCAAUUGCCAUUCCAAGGUCAAAGAUGGCGUAUUAUUCAAAUGCUCCAGAUUAGAAUGUAGAGAUGUGAGAAUCAGUAUCAGAGAGGGCACGAUAUUUGAUUAGAAUCACAUGACACUAAUGGAGAUUUUAAGAUGCAAGAGGAUUCAAUGCACUUUAGACAUUCAGAGACCUCAAGGAAUUUAACUUGCCCUCGCUGCAGUAUAUCUAGGCCACUUUGGCAGAGCAGUGGAAAUCGAUGAGUCUAAAUUCACUCAUCACACAAAGGGUGGAGUUAAGUCAAAAGUGUGGGUGCUAGGUUUUUAUGAGAGAGGAACAAAGGAUGUAAGAGCAUUUGUGAUGAAAGAUCGUAAUGAUGUCUCUUGUAUUCAGCUUAUCAGAGAUAAUGUAGAGGAAGGAGGUGAGGUGUAUACUGACUUCUGGAGAGGCUAUAACAACUGCAAGGAUUUUUACACUCACAGAGUAGUAAAUAAGGCUAAGUAUGGUUAUGGAACAAGUGAAUACUAGACAACUAGCAGAGUGGAGAGUCUCUGGCACAUUCUGAAGAGAAACAUUCACACCUAUUCAACUAUUCGAGCAAGCACUCUUCAGAGAUUUCUAGACGAGGCUUGCUGGAGGAUAAAGUUUAGAACAUUCACUGAGAGAAAUGAGUUUUUAUUGCAGUUGCUAAAUGUCACUAGAUGA
Molecule: messenger RNA, 2349 nt
Organism: Stylonychia lemnae
Lineage: Eukaryota; Ciliophora; Spirotrichea; Sporadotrichida; Oxytrichidae
Source: the annotation of a GenBank genome assembly